AUGUUGAUAAGGUCAAAACCGUGCCGCUGGGAAUUCGGAUACCUGAAAGAUCCCAACCGGGUCCAUGUUCUUGUCCAAGAUGGAAAUCGAGCGCGAAUUGUGCAGUGGAACGAACUUUGCAGCAACCCAGAACUCUGUCGAAAAGCUUUUCCUUUAGAACCCGGCGAGGAGAAACUGAAGGAAUUGAUAAAAUCUAUGGAAGGUCAGGCCCACGCCCACGAGACCAUGGAGGCCAUUGCUGCCAUCGCAAAAGUUUGCGCAGCUGCAGAUCUAGUGAGGAUGCAAGAACAGCAGGCAUGGUGUGAGCUGCCUUUGCGUCAAAUGUCAUUGGCUUUGGCAGAAACUUUUCCCUGCGAGAAUUCAGUGGUCAUUCGCGCUAAAAUUUCUUUGCUGAAGGUUUUGAUUGAAACGGGUCAAACAGAAUACGCACUCGGACUGGGGGAGGAACUUUUGAAAAAAGAGGAUGGAUGUGGAUGGCCAAAAAAUGAUCCAGACAGGUUAAGACUUUUGAACAAUCUCGGCGCAGUUUAUAUCAGCUUGCACCGUUUCCGAGAGGCACACAAGGCCUUGGAAGAAUGCAAGGAACUUGCUGAGAAAAGCCGCGAUGAUUUACAAGUGGCAAGGGUCUUGAACAACUUGGGACUGGUAUUUCAAGAGCAGAACAGAGACGAGGAAGCAAAGGAAUACUUGGAAAAGUGCCGCAGUUAUUUCACACAAUAUUUCGAACAACAAAAUCCAAACCUCUCGAAGUGUCUAAAAGACCUUGGAGAUGCAGAUGGGACAGAGGAAGCAAAAAACAUGGGAGAUUGGCUCAAAGAAAUAGGUAAAGAGUAUCCAGAGGUGGCAACAUGUUUGAACAACCUUGGCAUUUCAUAUGGGAAGCUGAAGAAUUCAGUUUCGCAAAGAAAGACAUAUUACGAGCAUUCAAUUUCGCAAAGAAAGAUGUAUUACAGUGCCUGGAAGAUUCACUUGGCGCAUCUUGGCAAAGACCACCCGCAUGUCGCAUUCGUUUUGAACAAUAUGGUUGCGAGUAUGGUUGAAGAACACAAAAAGUCCGAAGAGUGGGGCGAAGCGGAGGAGACAUUGAAAUCGUGUCUCAGGGUUCAGGAGCAGCAUUUUGGUAAAGACCAUCCAGCAGUGACUCCGGUGAUGUCAAAUCUGGGAGUUUUUUAUGGCGAAAGACGCAAGCACGAGGACGAGAAGAUCUGGCUGGAGCGAUGCUUGGAGAUACAGAAAAAACAUGAAGAAUAUUUGAAAGAACAUUUGAAAGAACAGUUUCAACCAGAUGACAAAAACAUUGCUGUGACAUUGAGCAACCUCGGAAAUGCUUGCCGUAGUUUGCAUGAGCGUGGAGUCGACCAAGACCAUCAUAACCGUGAUCAAGCUCUAGAGAAUUAUGACCAGUCUUUGAAGAGACGUGCAAGGUUCAUCCUGGCAAAACAUCUGGGCACGGUGGCAAUGUGUAACGACAAUUUGGGUGACGCGCCGUUUGCAAAAAAUUGGCUACAGCGGUGCAUGCAGAUUGAGAAGCAGGAGUGGGGGUCAGAUCAUCAAGAUCUAGUGCCAAUUAUGACCAAGAGUGCGCAAAUCUACAUAGAUUUGAAGGAUUAUGAUCAGGCAAGAGAUUUGCUAAUCGAGUGUUUGCAGUUGUAUGAACACAGAUUUCCAUCAGAAUCAGCAGAUAGUCCACAAAUUGGAGAAUGUUUAUACAAUUUGGGGACAGUGGCUAUCCUCCGUGAAGACUAUGCCCAGGCAAAAACGCUAUUCGAGCGUUGCCUGAAGGCAUAUGAGAACCAUCAUGACGGUUCUGAUUCGAACGUGGAGGAGACUUUGAAACACCUUUCUCUCAUUUACAUAAGGUUGAAGGACCAACGCGCAAUAGACACUUUCAACCGCUGCAUUCAAAUUCAGGAAGACUGUCUUGAUGGUGCACAGCACGACUUUGUGCGAAGAUCGGCAGUAGAAUUUGAAGGUGUUGGUGACUACGAGAAGGCAGAGCAGCUUCUGAAAAGGUGCUUGAUGAUCGAGAACCAAAAUCCUGGAGAGCUCAUGGAUACAAUGGGGCGGUUUGUAAAAGUCUAUGAGCGGAGCUUGCUCCCAAACAAGCAACUUCUUCAACGCUGUUUGAAAAUUGAAAUAGAAUGUUUUGGAGAAUCCAGAACAGAAACUCUGAAGAAAUUUGUUCUCCGUUUCUGUGAUUUGCCAAAGGGCAGCUUAGACCAGCUGGCAGAGAGUUCCUUGGAGAUGAAGGAGGAUAUCUUUGGCAAGGAAGAUGUCCAACUUACAGUAGAGCUGAAAACCCUGGCAAAGGAGUACCGCAAGUUGAGCAAAAAUCAGAAAGAGCGUGCUGUGCUCAAACGUUGCGUCAAGAUCGAGGAGCACAACUUUGGUCGAAACGACUUGAAAUUGUCUAAGACUUUGUUCGACCUCGGGCUUGCAUGCAGAGAUUGGCAUGAAGGUAGUAAGGUCGAUAGUGAACGCAAAAAGGCACUGGAUCAGGCUUUUGCGGCUUUGGAUCGUUGUCACGACAUUCAUCAGCAUCUGGAUCGUGGAGAAGUGACAGAGGCUUUGAUAGAAGAGACUAAGGCUUUGAAAGAAGAGACUCUGUCUGAAUUGGGCCAAGUGUGCCGAGAAUCAAAAAAUCUACAGCGAGCACAGGAGUUGCUUGAAGACUGCCUCACACUCAGGAAAAUCCGAGGUGACAGGCGCAAGAUGAGCAAAUGCUUGUUUCAUUUGGCGGAUGUGCACGCUGACCUGGGCAAUUGCACAGAGGCAGGUGCACUUUAUAAAACAUGCUUGGAGAUCGUGCGGGCCUUGCAGCUGGAGCUGAAGGGGAUUGCCGACCCUGAGCUUGAUGAGAUUGUGGAAGCGGCGGAGCACAAUGCGAAGCUGCUACGGAGUGCUACAUAAGAGCGAAAGAGACCUGCUUUGUCAACAAGGAAAUGAGAGAUUGCGUCGGCUUCACAAUGCUGUUCAGAAUGGCGCCAACAGUGCGCCGGUUGACCUCCGUUUCAUC
Messenger RNA from Cladocopium goreaui, 3016 nucleotides. Lineage: Eukaryota; Dinophyceae; Suessiales; Symbiodiniaceae. The record is from the annotation of a GenBank genome assembly.